AUGCAACAGCGGCUCCAGUCGCCGACCGUGCGACUGAGGAACUUUAACUCUUUUGCCAAGGCUGGUCUUUUGGAGCAGUUCCUGAGCAAGGUGCUCCGGGAGGUUCGUGGGGAGGAUCCGCAAAUUUCUGUGCUGGACUUGGGCUGUGGCAAGGGCGGCGACGUGAAGAAGCUCGUGAACUCCGGUGUGACGGUGUAUUGUGGCGUGGACGUUUCCUUCAGCUCGCUGGAGGUCCUCGUUCGACGCGUACAGGAGCUCCAGCAGAAACUUGCGGCCGCUAAGCACGGAUCCCUCGGCCGUGUUCGAGGGUGCCCACUUGUGGAGGUUUCCUUGGUCCACGGGGACUGCUGGCAGCAGCGGCUGGAGCCAGCCUGGGACUUCAGCGCUAGGCACGGGACCGCCCGUUUGGACUCAAUGGGGAAGACUUGGUUUCACUUGGUGACUUCCCAGAUGGCUUGCCAUUACGCGUUCCAAAGUCAGGCAUCUGUGGAUGUGAUGCUGCACAAUGCCUCAUCUCGCUUGUGCCGUGGUGGCUAUUUUGUCGGAACAGUGCCAAAUUCGUCAAGAAUCAUUUCGCUCGAGCGCGCCCGUGGCGUGGGGAACGAUCCGCGCAGCAUUGGCAACAGACUUUUCCGGAUCGACUUCAGCAAGGAGGAGUGGAAGAAGGUCGAAGCAGCGCCCGACCUAUGGCACCAAGAUGGUGCCUUGGAGGUGGACUCGCGUGCCUUCGGAGUGAUGUACACGUUUCACUUAGCAGAUGCAGUCGAGGCGUGCCCAGAACCCUUGGUGCAUUUUCCAAGCUUCAUCGCCUUGGCAAAGCGCCACGGCUUGCACCUUUGCCUGGGGCCGACGCCGUUGACAGAUUUCGUGGAUACAAACAACAUGAAGGCAGAACUGGGCCGUUUGCGGCGCAUCUAUGCCUUUGAAGGUGGUAUGGCCUUGGAUACCGAUGAGGCCAUCCAGAGUCCUGCACACACCCUGAUGGUGGCAUCUCUGUACUGUGCGGAUCUUUGGAAAAUCAACGUCGUCGCACAACAUCGCCGGCCAGCUAUGUGGCUAGUUUUGAGUUUCUAUCGCGAACAUGCUGCGUUGCUGGUUGCAGACCAGGCAGCAUGGCAGGGCCAGUCAGUGACGGCCGUUUGCGUCCCCAGGCAGAUUCCGGCUUUCCCGGAUGUCAAGAAAUUUCCGACGGCGAUGGGCUCAACAGCAGCCUCCAUGGAUGUGUCCGGUGUACAGCGCUUUGCUUGUGGCCUCGAGGUGACAUUGUCAGCUGCACGGCUGAUUUCCAAGAAGGGCGAGGGCACCUUCUCAGAGGUGCUGAAGGCGCGGCUGGCUCCUUCAGAAUGCCCGGCAACUCCUGACCACAACGGCAUGAAGAACCAUUUCGACAGCAUAGACCAAGUUAACAACUUGCGAGAAAUCCAGGCACUACGCAGGUUAGCCGGACAUCCCAACAUCAUCAAGCUUCACGAGGCCGAUAUGUGGUGCAACGAGAGCCAUGGCAAUCGUUUGUUAACCCAGAACUACUCUGCCGGCUUUUCCAUGCAGCCAUCCGUUAACUGGCGCGGCUGCGAGGCUCAAGCGAGCAUGCAUUCACGCUCUAUUUAUACUACGUAG
This is a messenger RNA of Symbiodinium sp. CCMP2592, 1617 nucleotides long. The record is from the annotation of a GenBank genome assembly. Lineage: Eukaryota; Dinophyceae; Suessiales; Symbiodiniaceae.